UCUACACUCUGGUGACGUCAUCAGAGGAUAAUGAGCCUCCUCCCCCAGCAGAGCUCACUGUCUGAGAGCUUAUUCCAGGAGCUGGUGCUCACUUUGGGGUUGGAAAUGUCCAUACUGCUCUGUGUGUCCCUCAUAUUACACGUCGGGUACUGUCAGGUACGAGUUAAUAAAGUGGUCUACGCGCUGUUGCAUUCAAACGUGACCCUAAAAUGCCAAGCUGACACGCAGGAAGAAAUCAAACAAACCACCUGGGAAGUGAAAGUGGAUGGAACCAGUAAGACAUUCCUUACAUAUAGAAACGACACAGGAUCCAUUUUUCAGAUGUCCUAUGGUGGGAGAGUUAGGUUCAAGGGUGACGGAUACAAAGAUGGAUCCAUUCAGAUACUUUCUGUUACCCUGGCCGAUGAGGGCGUCUUCAAAUGCGUUUUCACCACAUACCCAUCUGGAACCAUUGAAGGAGAAAUCCAGUUACAAAUUUUCGUUCUGCCUACAGUCAGGCAAGAGCUGAAGCAAGACGUCAGAACUCCCUGCAUCAAUAUGGUGACUGAGUGUUUGGUGUCCUCAGCAAAACCGGCUGCAGAGAUCCAGUGGAUCACUCAUGGGAUAAAUUAUACAUCAGAAGAGAACGUAACUAUACAUACCAAUAAAACCAUGAGUAAGAGGAGCCAGCUGUAUAUGAUGACAACCCCAGACUUGUACGACCAUGAAGUGCUCUGCUUGGUCUCUCAGCCGAACAUCCCUUUCGAAUACCAGGGAAAUAUCACAGUCAAAGUCACCUUGACCAACAUUCAAUUUCCUCCUCAGAUGGUGCAAAUUGAAGUACUGAAAAAUAAAGACAAGCUGCAGCUUUUAUGUAAAUCGGAUGGCAAUCCAAGGCCAAAGUACAACUGGAAGCGGAGAGACGCGGAGAGAAGUAACAUCAUCCCAUUGGAUACUCCCGAGAUGACAUCAUCGACUCUAAACUAUACCGAUGAGUAUAGUGAUGGAUUAUACAUCUGUGAAGCAGCAAAUGAUGUGGGACUAAACCAGGGAUAUAUUUACAUGUAUCAGAAAACAAGUCCCUCUCGUCUUCGUACUGGACUUUUAAUCAGUGUUCUCGGUUUCUUUCCCAUUGCAAUGAUGUGUUUGUGUUACAAAAUCAUACUCGGAAUCCUGGAUAUAAAAAAUGAAAAGUUUUUCUGGAAGUCACAAAGUUUUGAAGAACAUUCCGAGGAGAAACCUGAAAGGAAACGAAGCAGAAAAUUGAAGCAAACUUCUGAUGAGGAACUUGAAAACAUUGGAGACACUGGUUUGCAAGAAUCAAAACCAAAAGAAGAUACAAGGAGCAAGAAACUUGAGCAAGGCCCAUCAGAACCUACUGAGAUGUCGGAAUCAGGAGAACAGACCUCACAGUUGCUUUAGCUCUGACUCAUCUACUAAAAGAAAUUCCUAUUUAUCAGGUCAAAUUCAAUUAAAGGGACUCUAGACCGACAGUCUACUGUAACUGCAACUUCUCUGCAGCCGAGAAUAAUCUACUGUUUCCUGUCAUCCGUCAUUUCAGACUGAGGAGACUGCUGUGUUCUUCCCUGGUACGACUGAUUGGAGGUUUGGAUAAUUCCAUGACUUUCCAUAUUUCUAAUUUUGGGAACUUUCAAAAACAUUCCAGUUCAUGUGAGACUCUCUUUCAUGAUAAGUCAAGAUGUUUCCAAUUUUUGUUUUGGAUAAGUCAACCUAUGUCCCCAAAACCCAUGAUCCUACUAUCGUCAUGACACCUGAUGUUGGGAAACCUACUUCUUCUGAAGCAGUACACAUACUAUAUAU
Bufo bufo (common toad) is the source of this 1800-nucleotide messenger RNA. RefSeq names its product nectin-3-like protein. The transcript is spliced from 9 exons. Lineage: Eukaryota; Metazoa; Chordata; Amphibia; Anura; Bufonidae. The coding region runs from base 31 to 1401 and encodes 456 amino acids. The record is from RefSeq and is a predicted model, not a curated record. Gene Ontology annotation, biological process: heterophilic cell-cell adhesion; homophilic cell-cell adhesion. Gene Ontology annotation, cellular component: adherens junction.